GCCGCCUCCACUAAACCGGCGGCCAAACCUCCCCCCAAAGCUGGGUCCGCCAAACCUGCGGACGCCAAAGCCGCCGACCCCAAAGCCGCCGCCGGGGCGCCCAAACCCAGGGAGUCAAAAAAGAUCAAGGACGAUGAAUCAUCAUCAUCAUCAGAAGACCGGCCAAAGCCGAAGUCGGUGCAGCCCAAGCAUGAAGUGGGGACGAGGAAAGGCUGUCGCCGCUACCGGUGGGAACUCAAGGACAGCAACAAAGAGUUCUGGAUCAUGGGGCACGCCGAGGUCAAGAUCCUGAGUCUGGGCUGCCUCAUAGCGGCGCUGAUCCUGUUCAACGCCACCACCUCGCACCCGCUCCUGACGCUCAUCGUCACCAUGGAGCUGUCCAUUUUCGCCUUCUUCAUCAUCCUCUACAGCUUCGCCAUCCAAAGAUACAUGCCCUUCAUCCUGUGGCCCGUGUCUGACCUCCUUAACGACCUGUUUGCCUGCGGGUUCCUCGUGGGAGCGGCUGUCUUCGCCGUGAGAAGCCGGAAGACCAUGCCCGUGCAGUACUUCGUCGCCGUGGUCCUUUGCGGACUGGCUGGAUUUUUUGCUUUAAUCGAUAUGUGUCUUCAAAGAAAUCACUUCAAAGGCAAGAAGAUCAAGAAGAACAUACUGGUCCCCCCGCCAGGAAAGGAUAAACCACCAGAGCCAGGCAAGGGAAAGGAACCAGAGAAAAAAGAUACAGAGAAAAAAGAACCAGAGAAGCCCAAGGAAGCAGACAAGGGAAAGGAAAAGGAAACAGUGAAGGGGAAGGGAAAGAAAUGACGGAGACCCCCGUCCUCAGAAACGGCAGCGUGUUUCACAGCACAACGGAUUUCCGCUGUCUUCCUUCCGGAAUGACUUUCUUUUCCAGUUUAAUGACCACCUUUGUUUGCAAUGGAAGUUUCUCUUUAAAUGGAUUUAAAACCUAAA
Messenger RNA from Tupaia belangeri chinensis (Chinese tree shrew), 948 nucleotides. It is a transcript of the gene CMTM2, whose product is annotated as CKLF like MARVEL transmembrane domain containing 2. The annotation marks the transcript as partial. Lineage: Eukaryota; Metazoa; Chordata; Mammalia; Scandentia; Tupaiidae. Gene Ontology annotation, cellular component: membrane. The transcript is spliced from 4 exons. The record is from RefSeq and is a predicted model, not a curated record.